Messenger RNA from Schistocerca gregaria, 5632 nucleotides. RefSeq names its product TBC1 domain family member 9-like. Gene Ontology annotation, molecular function: calcium ion binding. NCBI's taxonomy places the organism in Eukaryota, Metazoa, Arthropoda, Insecta, Orthoptera, Acrididae. The record is from RefSeq and is a predicted model, not a curated record. The transcript is spliced from 22 exons. Bases 134 to 3577 code for a protein of 1147 amino acids.
GUGCGUGCGAUGAAAGUGGCGAGCGAAGUAGACAUUACCAAUGUGAGGAAAACAUUUUGGGAUUGUAAAUGCCUUAUUAUUAUAGGUUGAUAAGGAGGUUCUGGUUCCAUUUCGCUAAGUCAGCCUCGGAAUAAUGUGGGUAAAACCACAAGAAGUUCUUCUUGCAAAUGCGUUAUGGGUAACCGAACAGGCAAAUCUAUAUUUCCUUCUUCAAAGGAGAAAAGGGCAUGGAAAAUCUAAAGGACUGUCGUCAAUACUUGUUGGUACACUGGAUAGUGUCUUCGACACUAAGCCACCACCAUACAGGAUUCUGCACCAGACACCAACUUCCGAAGUAUAUUACCUGAUUGCAUGCUCUCUGACACAUGUGGAAAUUGAGAAGGAUUGGGAGUGGCUGCAGCGUAACCUGUCCAGCACACUGAGUUCAUUUGAUAAUGAAGAUGAUGUUACUGAAUUCGUCUGCUGCAAAAUGCAGUCUGUCAUAGCAAACAAUGUACCAGAUAAUCAAGGCAUUGAUGAUGAGGACACACAAUCAUUCAAAACUGUGUCUUUCAAGUUUCAUCGUCUUUUCAAUAUGCCUCCUGAAGAGAAACUGGUCAAUUAUUAUUCAUGCAGCUACUGGAAGGGUCGUAUGCCACGUCAGGGCUGGAUGUAUUUAUCCAUCCAUCACUUGUGCUUCUAUGCCUAUAUUCUUGGUCGUGAAACCAGAUUAGUUAUCAGGUGGACUGAUAUUACGGAACUUGACAAAACAAAUAGUCUGCUUUUCCCAGAUUCAAUUCGAAUUGCAACAAGGGAGAAGGAGUAUUACUUCUCAAUGUUUCUGCACAAAUCGGAGACAUUUGCCCUUAUGGAGCAGCUCACAAAUCUGGCAAUGAAACAGCUAAUUGAUGAAAAAGGGGGAUAUAACGAAGACAGAGAGCUGUUAAAUAAGUUAAGUAAGAAUGUACCAAAGAAGCCAUCAUUCCUGAAGCGUGAUCUUGAUGCUAGAGCUCACUCAGAAGCAUAUCGCUUGACAUUCCGGUUACCAGCUAGUGAGAAACUGGAUGGUAGUAUAGAUGCUACGCUAUGGACACCUUAUAACAAGCGGCAUGUUUGGGGACGCUUGUUUCUCUCCCAAAACUUCAUAUGCUUUAGCAGCAGGGUGAAAGGCUUGGUCAGUCUGGUAUUACCUUUGAAGGAUAUCAGCUUAGUGGAACGAGCAGAAAACCAGGCCUCGAAUCCAGCAGUAAAUAAUUCAGUUCUCAUCACUUCUGCAAACCACACAAGUUUCCUCUUCGCACAAAUUCAAGAUCGUGAUUUUGUUGUGCAAAAAAUCUCGGAGCUUCUUGCCAGGACGAGGCUUGCUGCACCGUCAGUGUACAAUUCAGAAAGUGCUCAUUCACCAACUUCAAGCAGUGGAAGCAUCAGUCAGGGAGAGGAAGCAAAACCAGUUGCUGUUGCGUACUUGCCGGAAUGGAACCCCCAGCCACCAAUGAUGACAUUGUUUAACUGUGAGACUUCGGCAGAAUAUGUUAAACAUCAGAAAGAGAAGUUGCGAAAAUGGGAAACCCAUUUUACGGAAUAUGGAAGAGGCGUAUCUAUGUAUCGAACCAGCGAGUUGGCAAGACUUGUACUAGGUGGUAUACCUGAUGAACUCAGAGCAGAAACGUGGAUGGCUUUUUCAGGUGCUGCAAAUGAAAUGGCAGCUAAUCCUGGUCUUUACAGACUACUUGUAGACCAGUCAUUAGGCAAACCAUCGACUGCAAAUGAUGAGAUAGAGAGAGACUUACAUCGUUCCUUACCUGAACAUCCAGCAUUCCAAUCAGAAGUUGGUAUCUCAGCACUGCGCAGGGUACUUUCUGCAUACGCAUGGAGAAACCCACAGAUUGGUUACUGUCAGGCAAUGAACAUAGUUGCGUCAGUACUUCUGAUUUACUGCUCUGAAGAACAAGCAUUCUGGCAACUUGCAACACUUUGUGAGAGCUUGCUCCCAGACUACUACAACACUCGUGUAGUUGGAGCACUGGUAGACCAAGGUGUUUUGGAUGACCUCACAUUGGAACAUCUACCUAGUCUACAUGCACGGCUUGAUGCACUAGGAAUGAUACGCAUGAUAUCUCUGUCGUGGUUUCUCACCAUUUUCCUCAGUGUGAUGCCAUAUGAAAGUGCUGUCAACAUAAUAGACUGCUUUUUCUAUGAUGGUGCAAAAGUCAUAUUUCAGGUAGCAUUGACUGUGCUUGAAGCCAAUCAGGAGAAGCUACUGUCUUGCCAUGAUGAUGGAGAAGCCAUGCAACUUCUGGGAGAAUAUCUGGAGGGUGUGUAUAAUGAGGAAGGGCAUUCAGUGAGUCGCAACAAGGAUGCGGAACAAGUGAACAAGAGCAUAUCAGUGCAGAGCCUGCUGUAUGACGCCUACACACACUAUGAUACUCUAACUGCUAACAGUAUAGAACGCCUCCGCUUGAAGUAUAGGUUAAGAGUUGUGCAGCAACUGGAGGAUGGCGUUGGUCGUAAUGUAAUCCGUAGUGUUGCAUCAGAGGGUUAUUUCACUACAGAAGAGUUGCAGGAUUUGCUGAUGCUUGUAAGAGAAGAGCUGUUGUCUCAACAGAGAGGGCCAUAUGAACGGUAUGAUCAAACACUGCCUCCAUAUGAGGCAUAUAGAGUGGACCAGGAACUCUUUCGCCUGCUUUUUGUUGGCCUUUCACCGUGGGGCAAAGGACCAGAAGCUCUCAUGGGCAGAAUUUUCAAGCUGCUGGACCACAAUAAUGAUGGACUGUUGAACUUUCGUGAACUGGUGGUUGCAUUGGGUCUCACUUGCACUGCUGACCUCACUCAGCGCCUAAAGCUGCUCUAUAUGGUCCACUUACCCCCAGUCCUCAAUAUAGAGGACAUUGAGAGUCCCACAAACUCUGGUCGUCGAACAGCGACUCGGUCUGUUAUUGCAGAGGGUGGUGCUGAAGUUGCAGCGGAGGCCACAGACUUCUUUGACACAAUGCAGCAGAGUAUCACUUCUUUAGAAUCUGCAGAAGUUGACGACAGCAUGAGCAAUUCUCAAGGGGAGCAGUCACUGUGGGAGGUUCGCAGUCUCAGCAGUUUACGUUCUCUUGUGGAAAAGAAAGAUUCUCGUUCUCAGCUGAAAGCAGUGCCUCGUAUGGGACAACCACACUUCAUUGUUCUGUGGAAGACAAUGUACGGUUUGUUUGAAGCACAGCCAGAGGACCAGGAGGUGUUUCACUGUAUUGCAAGUGUAGGAACACUGCUAUUACAGUUGGGAGAUGUUGGGAAAAAGUUCUAUCUUGAAAGGGAAGAAUCCGUAGAUAGCCUGGCUGAUGCUGCAGCUGCUCACUGGAGCUCACGAAUGGAACAGCCUGGGCCAGCUCUUGUAACUGCAACACCUGAUCGUAACGGAAACCCUGGGGUUAAUGGCAACAGCAAUAGCACUGCUGACCCAUAUUGGUCCAUCAGUAUUGAGCAGUUUCUAGCCACUGUACUAACAGGCCAACCAAUAGUUGAAUUCUUCAGCCAACGGACAUCUUUGGCAGAUGGCAUAAUGCGUCUCCGUGGCCGUCGCUUUAAUAGGCUGCAUAGUCUUACUGUUUAAAUGAGAUAAACAUUGUUUUUGUACAGUGGAACAGCUUUUCUAAGACAGUUGUAGUGGCCUGUGUUAGUGUACAUGUUUUUAUAAAACAAAUAAUUGCAAGUGUAUUUUAUAAUGCUGGUAACAGAAAUUUGUAUAUUUGCUGUAUUGUGGUAGUAUGUUAAGAAAUAGCUGGUAAAAAGACAUUGAAGGCUUCCUUGGCAAACAAGAUGGAUAACUUUCCAUCAUACUGGUAUUUAUUUUUGUAAAACACAGACACACACACACACACACACACACACACACACACACACACACACACACACACACACACACACACAGUUUUGGUCAUUUUGCUGGAAUCAGUUUAUAUUUAUAAAGAUCAUUGUGUGACGUCAGAUUUCAGAUAUUACAAUUAAAGGGCUCCAGGUGGUCCCUUAAAGGUUCAUUAAUGCAGAUAUAAUACAACAUAUUGAGCUCUACUCUUAUGAUUUACAUGUACCUGGAGAAAAUUCAUUUUCCUGGUACAUGCAGUGCUGUUUGAAUUGUGAAUAUUGACUAUUUGAUUUACUGACAAUACUGGUCAUUGUAUAAAAUGCCAGACAUGCAGAAAUUGUAUCAAGUCUCUGUAAAAGUAAAAUGAAAUUUAUAGAAUUGCUAGUAGUUUAAAAGACUGCAGAAACAGUGUCCAGUUUGUCAGGGUGUUAGUUUGCAUUAUUGAUUCUUUAUGGUGAUGUGAUAUUUUAAUUACAUUAAUAGAUCACUCAAAACUGGGAUUCUGUCUUAACUGUAUACUUCCCCUAUGUAACCAUAUGUACACACUAUGUAACUUCAUUUAUAGUAAAUAAAAACAGUUAUGAGAUACACUUAUUAGCAUAAAAGGUGCAGACAUUAGCAUGUACAUUGCUAUAAACAAAAUACCCUUGGUGUGUGGCUUUUUUUUGUGAGAGAUAGUCAUUCCAGUUUCUUUGUCCAGAGAGGCAGACUGUGUAAUAGUAAUUAACUACAGACAAUAAUGCUUCUGUUGAAUUUUUAGCUCUUUAGGCAUAAGGCCCUUAAUGGGCUCCUUCUUUUUUUUUAAAAAAAAUAAAUAAAUUUUCACAUUUUUUGUUCUACUUUCUCUUCAGAAUUCUCAAUAGCAUUUUAUUUUUGUUUCAUAAGCUACUGUUGCACCUUUUGUGACUUCAAGUGGGCUAUUUUUUAUUUUUAUUAUGAAAUUUAAAUUAAUUUCUGUGAUUUAUUGCAUUCAGUUUGUAUAUGUGUAUUAUCAUUCAUGAGUUAUGGUGAAGACUGCAGAGAAACUUAUAUUUAAAUGAUGUCAGUGAUGUUUUUGCUAAAACUUAUGUAAUUAUUGACUGUCCCAUCUGUACAUAACAGCGAUUUAGAAUGGUUUUAAUGUAUGUAUGUAACUUUUCCCUGUAUUGAGCGAUAUGAAAUGAUUAACUUGUUCCAUUAUAAAAAUAUAGAAAUAUAUAGUGUUUGUAAUGAACGAAACACAACUAACAGUCGGUACUUUACAAAUAUUGGAUACAUUUGUUGAAUUGUGAUAUAUUAAUCAAAGUAUUAACUUGUACUCUGCAUUUUAUUUAUUUGAUUUAUGUAUGUAUUCCACUGCUCUCAUGAAAGUUGUAUAUAGUGUAGGAAAAAAUACAUUUCCAUGUUGUUAGUCCCUGACAGUACAGUUUUAUUAGCAAGUGCAUUAAAGAAAAUGCCUCUUGCUAAAAUAGUUCAUUGUGAUUACAGUUUAAACCUCCCAUGUAGUGAGUUUUAUGACCUAAAAACUUGGUAAACACACAUUUAGAAAUAUAUUGUUUUAUCUUUGAAGUUAAACAUAAUUUUUUGCCUCAUAAGCCCUUCAGUUUAUUACAAAUUUUUUACAAUUUUAUUGGCUACAUAAUUUACUCUCGUCAAAAUUUUAGUUCUGUAUGUGUAGAUGCAAAGGUGCUCCUUGAAGUACACUGGCUUCAUUGGAACUGAAGCCUGUGAUAAGUGAAAACUCUUGCUGAAAGCAAAUAACAUAUUUAAUACUGUAAAAAGCAAAUAAACAAUUGUUCUAAAAUAAACUGUUGUUGCCUUUCA